UCCCCCGUGCGCACGGAUCCACACCGCUCCGUUUUGGACAACCCUUUUUCACCGUUCGCUCCUUCUCUCGUGACUGAACCGCUCUUGGAAUGGACUUGUAUUCUUCUACCACAACUAUUUUCCUAUAAACAUUUCCUUGCCCUAACCAUGUCAAGCUGGAUCGCACUGAAGGACGCUUGUAUGAAGCUGGUGGUCGAUGUGGAUGAAGCCCAGAGAAUGAGGUUGUAAGCUCAACUGAGGACCUAAGGAAGAGGGAGUUGCUUCUGGAAAGUCACCAAAUUGCGAAAGUCUCUUCAAAUAUUGAACGCACCUAACCAGGAUUACCUUCGCCAACUAAGACUCCACUCCCUCCCCUCACCACCAUGUCCUCCCACCAUUACCCCUCCCUUCUCCUCCUCCCAACCCUGUUCCUCCUCACCUACUCCAGAACCUUCUCGUCAUCACCAUCCUCCUUCCUCUCCUUCUCUCCACCCGAAGGAGGGCUUACGCAUUUAGUGGUCAACAACAAAACCGGCGAGAUCUACCUUGGUGCUGUCAACUGGAUUUACAAGCUAUCGAGCAACCUCACCAAACUUCGCAGCCAUGUUACCGGACCAGUCACCGACAACCCACGCUGCUACCCGCCACCCGGAGUCCAAUCUUGCCCUCACGAAUUGAUCCAAACCUCCAACGUCAACAAACUCCUCCUACUUGACGCUGCCCACAAUCGGCUAAUUGCUUGCGGGAGUACUUCUCAAGGGAUAUGCCAGUUUCUUCGCCUGGAUGACUUGUUCAAACUUGGCGAGCCCCAUCAUCGCAAGGAGCACUACCUAUCCAGCGUGGCCGAAGCAGGUACCAUGUCUGGUGUGGUCAUCUCUCCAGAUAUCUUUGGCGGCGGAGGUAAGCUUUUUGUUGGAACGCCCAUUGACGGAAAGUCGGAGUACUUCCCAACCUUGUCAAGCCGGAAGCUGAUGUCCAACGAGGAGAACGCUGAUAUGUUUAGCUUUGUCUACCAAGAUGAGUUUGUGUCAUCACAGUUGAAAAUUCCUUCGGACACGCUGUCGAAAUUCCCAGCUUUCGACAUCUACUACAUCUACGGUUUCAACAGCGAGCAGUUUGUUUACUAUCUCACCCUCCAACUGGACACUCAACUUACCUCACCAGAUGCCAGCAGCGAACAAUUCUUCACCUCCAAAAUCGUGCGUCUUUGCGUUGACGACCCAAAGUUCUAUUCAUAUGUUGAAUUCCCAAUCGGUUGCACGAAAGACGGCGUGGAAUAUCGUUUGGUUCAGGAUGCCUAUCUAGCCAGACCGGGAACUCGCUUGGCACGGUCCCUAGGUAUUCCUGAGCAUGAGGAGGUCCUAUUCACAGUCUUCGCCCAGGGUCAGAAAAACCGAGCCAAGCCGCCCAAGGAGUCUGCGCUCUGCCUAUUCACGAUGCGCAGGAUAAAAGAGAAGAUUAAGGAGAGGAUUCAGUCGUGUUACCGAGGGGAGGGGAAACUGUCGCUGCCCUGGUUGCUCAACAAGGAGCUAGCCUGCAUCAACUCGCCAUUGCAGAUAGACGACAACUUCUGUGGCCAGGACUUCAACCAGCCUCUAGGGGGCACCUCCGCGAUCGAGGGCAUUCCUCUGUAUGUGGACAAAGAGGAUGGGAUGACUUCUAUUGCUGCAUACGACUACCGCGGACACACUGUGGCCUUCACUGGCACCCGUAGCGGACGUAUCCGAAAGCUGCUGGUGAACUCGGUGGUGCAGUCGGCCCUGCUGUACGAGAACGUGGCUGUGAGCGACGGCAGCCCCAUCCUCAGAGACCUGCUGUUCAGCCCGGACCACCAGUACCUCUACGCGCUCACUGAUAAACAGGUGACACGGGUGCCAGUGGAGAGCUGUGAGCAGUACACUUCCUGUGGAGAGUGUCUGGGAUCAGGAGACCCUCACUGCGGUUGGUGUGUGCUCCAUAAUGUAUGCUCGAGAAAGGACCGCUGCGAGAGAGCCGAAGAACCCCAGAGAUUCACCACUCGAGCAGAACAGUGUGUGCGCCUGUCUGUACAACCACACAACGUCUCUGUCACCAUGUCUGAAGUACAGCUGAUCCUCCAAACCCAGAACGUGCCUAGUCUGUCUGCAGGGGUGAACUGCUCUUUUGAGGACUAUGUGGAGACAGAGGGACGCAUCUAUGGAGGUCGUGUCUUCUGCCUGUCCCCAGCUACCAAAUAUGUGGCUCCCAUCACACGAGAUCAAGGUGACCAGCGCAUCAUCAAGCUCUACCUGAAGUCCAAAGAAACUGGGAAGAAGUUCGCCAGUGUUGACUUCGUCUUCUACAACUGCAGCGUGCACCAAUCAUGCCUGUCCUGUGUCAAUGGAAACUUCCCCUGUCACUGGUGCAAGUACCGGCACAUGUGCACCCAGGACGCCAGCGACUGCUCCUUCCAAGAGGGGCGCGUCAACACUUCUGAGGAGUGUCCUCAGAUCCUGCCCUCCACACAGAUCUACAUCCCGGCCGGAGUCAUGCGCCCCAUCACUCUGCUGGCCCAGAACCUCCCCCAACCCCAGUCUGGUCAGAGGAACUACGAAUGCAUCUUCCACAUCCAGGGGAGCAGCCAUAGUGUGCCAGCGCUCCGAUUCAACAGCACCAGCAUCCAGUGUCAGAAGACCACGUACGACUACGAAGGAAGUGACAUCAGCGACCUCCCAGUUGACCUCUCCGUGGUGUGGAACGGGAACUUCGUCAUCGACAACCCAUUCAACAUCCAAGCUCACCUAUACAAGUGCCGCGCCCUCCGGGACAGCUGUGGCAUGUGCCUGAAGGCCGACCCCAGGUUCGAGUGCGGCUGGUGUGUUCAGGAUAAGAAGUGUUCCCUCAGACAGGAGUGCACCAGCGGAGGCAACUCCCACCUCCCCCUCACCCUGUCUGAACCUGGAUGGAUGCAUCCCUCCUCCGGGAACAGCCGCUGCACCCACCCCAAGAUCACUAAGUUAUUCCCGGAAACAGGGCCUCGUCAGGGAGGCACCAGGGUGACCAUCCUGGGGGAGAACCUGGGUCUGCAGUUCAGGGACAUCCAGAUGGGAGUCAGGCUGGGGAAGGUGCCGUGUGUCCCCAUCGAGGACGAGUAUGUCAGCGCUGAAAGAAUUGUGUGUUUGCUGAAUGAUGCAACUGGAUACAGGGUGCAGGAAGCCCAAGUGGAGGUGUGCGUAAGAGACUGUAUCAGCGACUACCGAGCCCUGUCGCCCCGGCCCUUCACCUUUGUGACUCCUUUCUUCACCCGGAUCCAGCCAUCCCAGGGGCCCAUCUCUGGAGGGACCCGGGUCACCAUCGAGGGAGCCUACCUGAACGCGGGCAGCUACGUGAAUGUCAACAUUGGACAGCAGCCCUGCCACUUCAAAAAGAGAAAUGCUCGUGAGAUAGUGUGCGUGACCCCGGCUGGACUGGCCCCUGGCAGUGUGUCUGUUCUGGUGGACAUAGACGACGCAGAACUCAGGAACCCAGAAGUGAAGUUCAACUACACCGAAGACCCCACUGUUCUCAAGAUAGAGCCCGACUGGAGCAUCGCCAGUGGUGGUACUCUGCUGACUGUGAGUGGAACUAAUCUGGCAACCAUCAGGGAACCAAAAAUCAGGGCCAAGUAUGGACAGGCCGAAUCAUUCCACAACUGCACAGUCUACAACAACUCGGUCAUGGUGUGCCUGGCUCCCUCCGUGGCCGAUUCCGAGUUAGGAUUUGCUGAGACGGGAACGGGUCCGGAUGAGAUUGGAUUCUACAUGGACAACGUGAACGCCUUGGUGGUGGUCAAUGAGACUUUCAGCUACUACCCAGAUCCUGUGUUUGAACCGCUGAGCCCAACCGGGAUAUUGGAACUCAAGCCCACGUCUCCACUCAUCCUCAAGGGCCGUAACCUGAUCCCAGCAGCUCCAGGGAACAAUCGUCUGAACUACACGGUACUGAUCGGGGAGACGCCCUGUGUGCUCACUCUGUCUGAGAGUCAGCUGCUGUGUGAAUGGCCCAACCUCACAGGACAGCACAAAGUCACGAUCCGUGCAGGAGGGUUCGAGUAUUCUCCCGGGACACUUCAUAUCUACUCCGACAGUCUGCUCACUCUGCCCGCCAUCAUUGGCAUCGGAGGGGGUGGUGGUCUGCUCCUAUUGGUCAUCAUUGCCGUGCUCAUCGCCUACAAGAGGAAGUCCAGGGACGCGGACCGUACUUUGAAACGCCUGCAGCUUCAGAUGGACAACCUGGAGUCCCGGGUGGCACUGGAGUGCAAGGAAGCCUUUGCAGAGCUGCAGACAGACAUCCAUGAGCUGACCCAGGAGUUAGACGGUGCCGGGAUCCCCUUCUUGGACUACCGCACCUACGCCAUGAGGGUUCUAUUCCCGGGGAUUGAGGACCACCCGGUGCUCAAGGAGAUGGAGGUACGGGUGCCAGCAAAUGUGGAGAAGGCUCUGACGUUGUUUGGCCAGCUGCUCACCAAGAAGCACUUCCUGUUGACUUUCAUCCGCACCCUGGAGGCUCAAAGGUCCUUCUCCAUGCGGGAUAGAGGAAACGUGGCUUCCCUGAUCAUGACCGCACUGCAGGGGGAGAUGGAGUACGCUACGGGGGUCCUAAAGCAGCUAUUGUCCGACUUGAUUGACCGCAACCUGGAAAGCAAGAACCACCCUAAGCUACUGCUCAGGAGAACGGAGUCGGUGGCAGAGAAGAUGCUGACCAACUGGUUCACCUUCCUCUUAUACAAGUUCCUCAAGGAGUGUGCUGGCGAGCCACUGUUCAUGCUCUACUGUGCCAUCAAGCAGCAAAUGGAAAAGGGUCCCAUUGACGCCAUCACUGGAGAAGCCCGCUACUCUCUGAGCGAGGACAAACUCAUCCGACAGCAGAUCGACUACAAAACACUGACACUGCACUGUGUAAACCCGGAAAACGAGAACUCAUCGGAGGUGACGGUGAAGGCUCUGAACUGUGACACCAUCACUCAGGUCAAAGAGAAGCUGCUGGAUGCUGUGUACAAGGGCAGCCCCUACUCCCAGAGGCCCAAGGCUUCAGACAUGGACCUGGAAUGGCGUCAGGGCCGAAUGGCUCGGAUCAUUCUCCAGGACGAAGAUGUCACUACGAAGAUCGACAAUGACUGGAAGAGACUCAACACUCUGGCCCACUAUCAGGUGACGGAUGGUUCCGUGAUCGCCCUAGUGCCAAAGCAAAACUCUGCCUACAAUAUCUCCAACUCCUCCACCUUCACCAAGAGCCUCAGCAGAUAUGAGAGUAUGCUGAGGACAGCCAGCAGCCCUGACAGUCUGCGCUCCAGAACGCCGAUGAUCACCCCAGACUUGGAGAGUGGCACCAAACUGUGGCACCUGGUGAAGAACCACGACCACUCGGACCAACGCGAGGGAGACCGGGGCAGCAAGAUGGUGUCAGAGAUCUACCUGACCAGGCUGCUCGCUACUAAAGGUACACUGCAGAAGUUUGUGGAUGACCUCUUUGAGACCAUCUUCAGCACAGCGCACCGAGGCAGCGCUCUCCCAUUGGCCAUCAAGUACAUGUUUGACUUCCUGGACGAACAGGCCGAUAAGCACUCCAUCAACGAUUACGACGUCAGGCAUACAUGGAAGAGCAACUGCCUUCCUCUGAGGUUCUGGGUGAAUGUGAUAAAGAACCCUCAGUUCGUCUUUGACAUCCAUAAGAACAGUAUUACAGACGCCUGUCUCUCUGUGGUGGCCCAAACCUUCAUGGACUCCUGCUCCACCUCAGAACAUAAACUGGGCAAAGACUCGCCCUCCAACAAGCUGCUCUACGCUAAAGACAUCCCCAACUACAAGAACUGGGUCGAGAGGUAUUACUCGGACAUCUCCCGAAUGCCCGCCAUCAGUGACCAGGACAUGAGUGCGUACUUGGCCGAGCAGUCCCGCCUCCACCUGAGCCAGUUCAACAGCAUGUCAGCGCUGCACGAGAUCUACUCCUACAUCGUCAAGUACAAGGACGAGAUCCUGACAGCGUUACAGAAGGACGAACAGUCUCGCAGGCAGAGGCUACGUGGCAAACUCGAGCAGGUCAUCGACACCAUGUCCAUGACCAGCUGAGAACCGGCCAAUCACAGCCCCCCGCCCUCCGCCAGCCAGCCUCGAACUGGCCAAUCAACACGCCUUCCCUGACGAUCUUGUGACGCAGUGACUUUUUAACCUUUAAUGUCCCUUUCACUACAAAACAAUGGAGCACACUGGAGAGUUUAAAACCGUACAGGGAUUGGCUUCUUUUACUUCUUCUGAACUGCCAUGCCAGGCCCGACACAACCAAAUCAAACCUGCCCUACAGCCUCAGUGGAUAUGGACCUAAGGCGGAAGCACCAGUUGGGGUUUUCGGCCAAUCAGGCGAGACUGGUUCACCGCAGUAGUGACCAAAAACUCUGGAAAUACUGUACAAGUGCAAAAUGUUUCUUCGGGACGAUUUGCCAAGAAUAACCCAGGAUCUGUGCUUCUAUUGUGGUGACGGUAGAUAAACGGCCAUGGUAAAGAUUCAGUUCGAUUGCUUAGGACACUUCAGCAGGUGGACACAGGCAAACCAGGACUAUUCAGGGAAUUUCUUUGGAAAAAAAACGCCCAUAGUCCGACAAUUUGGAUUUUUGUUUUCUAUUCCUGCUCUCCUCAGUGCUGUGCCACUUGUGUUAACUGCUGAAUUUGCACAACAAAGCUGAAUCAAAAAGAGAGAAGAGGAUAUAUGAAUCUCUAUAUAGAUAUAUAAAUAGAAACUUUUUCAAAUGAAUGAAGAAAAAAAUUGUUUUCCAUUUUAAUGUACAAAAGAUCGAGGAUUUGAUAAUUAUGAAAAACACAAGGAAAAAGUCGUCCUGUGCCAUGUUUUACUUUGAAUGUUGUUUAGUGCAAAGAAAACUUUUUUUGAUUAGAUGAAAUGUGCUAUGAAAUGUUGUCAUGCUUAGUGACUGAAAGUGAAGAGUAUAAAAUAGGCAAAUCUCUCUAUAUAUAUUACAGACAGCUUCUAUAUUUCAUAACAAAGGCAGUGAUUGGUUCCACAAGUCCAUAGGGGUUUUUGGUUACUCUAAACAGUGUUAUCAGUCAGAGAAAACGGCUUGCUAUGUAUACAUUAUCCAUGAGUGAUGGAAAUCUAGUGAUAAAAAUCUACCAUCUUAGCAAUUAACAAAGCAAACAUAUCAUCUUAAUCAUAGACAUUCAUAGACGCAACUGGCGACUCGCAGCUGGGAUCUGGCUCCGGUGUUCCAAAAUCUUACUGGACUAGCCAAGUUGCUAAGCGAAUGAUAGCAUUAGCAUUGAACACUGCAUCUACUAAUUAUAAGUCUAUGUUCUGGAUGGGCAAAAGUCCUCACAAUAUUAUCUAUAAACAGGAAACUGAAACUUGUGAAUUGAAAGAAAAAAAAAACUGUAUAUUUUUAACAUCACGCAAGCAAGUUUCCUGAUUAUUGAUAUUUUUCCAUUGCAGUUUAAGGGAGAAAAAUACAUCAAAAUCAUCUAUCAAAUAUAUUGCAGGUAACAGAUGUGGACAUAAGAUUGUGUAAAUUCAACUAUGAAAUAGAUUUGUCGCUUACUUGGUGGACACUGGUGGACCAAAUUAGACUAUUGCAAUUCAGCUAUAUCUUGCAUUGAAAUCAUUGUUUAAAGUAACCAAAAACAAACUUUUUUAAAAUUCUUACCAUAUAAGCUAGCGUUAAAGUCGAGUAGAAGGCUACGGCUUAGCUCUGGCAGAGAAAUCUAUUAUCCAGGACCAUCCAUGUUGUUUUGCAGCAAACUGUUUUCCACGGCAUUCCGAAAUGAAGGGCACUUUCUUCCCGGAACGCCGUCAGUAUUGUAUUUUUACCAAGUGAAGGUGGUACCGAAAGCUGAAGGUUUCUCAAAUGUGAAUGUGGUGUAAGUAAAAGAAACUGUAGCUCGAAUUUUUUGUGAGUGUUUUGUACCAGUCGAAGGCCUUUCUCUUAUUUCUGUUCUGUGCUUUUAUCUGAAGAAAAAGAAACGUUUCAAUGUUUUCGCUUCCUUUUGGGUACGUGCUGCUUUGAAACGCCAUUUGCAGUGCUUCAUUGUGGUUUAUUAGGACACAUUCCUCGCUCAUGGGUGCAAGGCUACACCGAAACGCCCGAUAAUACACCGAAAGACGGGCAGGUGACGCAGUGCGGAUGUGCCGGUCUCAUGGUUUUAACAGGCUUUUACACUGCGAUGGAGAAAAAAAUGACAAAAUGACAAAUCCAUUUCUCCAAGCUGAUACCAAUGCCUCCGUAUAGAUUUGAGUUCUUCCAUAUCAGUGCUUCCCAUUAGCGGAUGUUUUGUUCAAAUACAAGCCUCGUCUCAUCAGGAACAAAAAGCCAUUUCAUUGUGAAGUGUUUAGUUGGUAAGUGCAGCCUCAAUAAGCUCUCUCCCUUUUGUUGACAGUCGAGAACAAUGUGGACGGACGAGUUAGCAUAGCAUCUUGUCAGCCAAAACAUUGUGACCAUUUAAUUUGACACUGCUUCCGUUGAAACGUGAAUUGUGUAAAUUGUAUAUAUAAAUAGAUGGAAAUGUAAAUAAAUGAAAACUUAUUGUGGAAUUUUGAAAGUGUCCAGUUGUACAUACAUAUGAUUAAGUCUAGAAAAACGUACUAUAAUAUGUUAGCUUGCUUGUAAACCAUGUUGCACUUCAUUUUACUGUCAAGACAGACUGCCUUAUGCUACUAUGGCUCAUGAGUUAUAGCUAAAGCACAAUUUAUAUUCAAAAUUAUGUUUUUCUGAGAAAAAAAAAAUGAGAAAUUAGGUUUUACAAUAUUGACCAAGACCUAAACCGCAACUAAAUUGCUACCCUACUAGUUGAUUGUAGUCAUAGCAGCUGUUUAUUUGCUGACUUGGAUUCCUUGUGGUCAUAAUGUUAUGGCUGAUCCUAACCAUAGAUCAUGGUAAAACAUGUUUUUAUUUUAAAAUGGAUAGGUUUGGGUAGCGUUGAGUUGUAGACAUUAUUUUAUUUAUUUUUUUAUUUCUUUGAUAUAACCAUGCCAUAAAACCAUGUCAUAUGUAACGUACUGUAUGAGCUUUGAUACUUGAACCAGUGAUUUUAAACAGGGUACAACUCCAUACAGGGCACUGACCAAAGCAUUUAUCCAUCACCCGUUUUUAGUUAGUGGUCAAGAUAUUGCAUUUCAACAUAGAUUCAGCUAUUGAAACGAUUUGAAGCACUGCACUGAUUUUUUUUUUUUUUAUUGUACAGAACUUGUAAAGAUAUUUGGAUUUCUUUCAGAGUAGAAAAAGUUGAUAAGGCAGCCUUGGUCUCGUAUGCUUUUGUUUCUUCGUUUGGCGUCUUGUUUUGUGCUUCACCACUUGUUGGGGUAAAAAGAUGAAAAGAGCGGGGCGAGGCAGAGGAAGUCCUUUUGAAGGCCCUGCUAUGGUUUUUCAUUUUCCAUUCCGUUGCAUCUGCGCCGUUUGGCUUUCCCCGAUCGAAAGAGACAGCCAUGCCAAGAGGAAGGAGGAGGAAGAACUCGGAGUGUCCGCAGAACUGCUCCCUGUGCCUUGGCUGCCUCCGCCCUUAUCAGAGAAUGUCUUAGAGGCUUUGCUGUUACGUUUAAUAUUAUGGAAAAUGAUUAAAAGAAAGAGCAAAUAUUUAUUAAAAGCCAGUCUUUUCUUAUAAAAUGUGAAACUGGACCAGUGAUGUAGAUGUCCAUGUGGUAAAUACAGGGUUAGAUGCAGUGAACUGAAAUUAUUGUAUGGGAAAUGGCCCCUAAAAAAUCUAAGCAAAAUACCUUUCAAAGAAUUGCUUGCUUUGUUACCUAGUUGGUAGUGGCCCCUAUUGAAAAUUUGUUAGAUUGACCAGCUCUUAAUUGCAUGUAGUUGAUAAGGAUUGGGCUAAAAUUCAUUGUUUUUUUUAAAAGCACAAUACUUCAGCAAUCAAAGUAAUUGAAAAAUAUUAUAUAAUGUGUUAUCAUCUUAAUUACUACCCCAUUGCGUAUGUGAAUGGUGUAUUACGAAAGCCAUGCAAACGGGCCAGAGUACUAAUUUGAAGUUUGGGUUUAAAUUUUGGACAAAGCAGCAGUUACUGUCUCCCAUCAGACUUCAGCAGUGAAUACCAUGGUGGUACUGAAUGUCCAUGAACUUCAGGGAGCCCUUCAGAUCAAACUGAGAAUCUGGGUUGAUUUAUUGGCGCCUGACUGGAUACUGGAGUGUCUGGAGCUUAAAUACCUCCUUGUAGCUUCAUCUCACAGAGUGCAUAUUGGAACAACUCAAUGUGUCCAAAACGAAUCUCACACUGCGUUGUAAUGUCAUGUGUGUAUAGGUGACCAGAGAAGAAACAGUGGUCGAAUCAUUUAAAAACAUAUUAGGCAAAAUAGAUUUUUUUUAACCUUUUAUCCAUGUUGACCCCUUAUUUGAACACUCAAAAAAACUAAAAAAACUAAUUCCCAUUUCUGACAGUAGGUGCUCCAGUGCCUAAAUACCUCUGUGUAAACAAAGGUGAAGUUUAGAAAGUAUAUUUUAAGUUUGAAAAUGUGAAAUACUUAUUCUAAGGUGACCAAAAUCAGGUUUAAAAGAGAAUUAAAGACACAAGAAUGCACAAUGUGUUCUUAAAGAAAUAGUGUAUAUUUGAUGAUUGAAAAACACGGAAAUUCAUCUCAAAUUUCAAAGUGUACUUAUUCAGAGACUGCUCACGCCCGUGGAUUGAAACAAGUCUCCUCCACGCACUGAAAGCAGAGAUUCUAAUGUAAGAUCUGAAGGGGACCCGUGUUAAAUAAGCUUAUUUGAGUACAGAAGCAUUAUGACAGCUCUUCACCUCCAUAGACUCACCACCUCACUACCUUAAUACUUCCCUUAUCCGACAUGCUCAGUCUGUCCCUGCCCCCAUCUUCUCUCCACCUGCUCACUGCGCUGUGAUGAAAGUGGAACUCAGAAGGAGCGUGGGACAUAAAGUACCUGCACAGAUUAACCAAGGAGGCAAACUUUCAUACUUUGUGAUUUCUGCUCUACCUUUUUAAGAGUUUGAGACUUGAAGCUGCUGUGACAGGUCCGUUUCACGCCGGUGUCUGUAAAUAUCCGCCUCUUUCCUAUUUUGCAGAUUUAUUACGUGUA
Molecule: messenger RNA, 11005 nt
Organism: Periophthalmus magnuspinnatus
Lineage: Eukaryota; Metazoa; Chordata; Actinopteri; Gobiiformes; Gobiidae
Gene: plxna1a
Product: plexin A1a
Exons: 33
Coding region: 363-6044 (1893 amino acids)
Biological process (GO): negative regulation of cell adhesion; regulation of cell shape; regulation of cell migration
Cellular component (GO): semaphorin receptor complex
Molecular function (GO): semaphorin receptor activity; protein binding
Source: RefSeq, a predicted model, not a curated record